This is a messenger RNA of Rotaria sordida, 2409 nucleotides long. The record is from the annotation of a GenBank genome assembly. Lineage: Eukaryota; Metazoa; Rotifera; Eurotatoria; Philodinida; Philodinidae.
AUGAAUGUUCCGGUUGCUACUGAGCGUAAAUCGUUUUUACCUUUACGAUUACGGACAAAUACACUUGUAGAAUCUACUAGUAUACCUAUUAUAUCUCGUCAAACAACAGCUGUUACGACGUCAAUGCCAUUGGCUAUACAUAAUGAUGCUAAAUCAUCAUUUACAGUUGGCGAUCGUGUAUUAAUAAAUGGGCUUAAACGUGGAACACUGCGUUAUAAAGGUGCAGUAAAAUUUGCUCAAGGAGUAUUUUGUGGUAUUGAACUCGAUGAACCCGAUGGUAAACAUGACGGACAAGUGAACAAUAUUCGAUAUUUUCAAUGUAAAACUAAUUAUGGAAUAUUUGUACCACAUGAUAAAGUUGUUUUAGCACCUCGAGAACUAACAUGUCCAUCACCACGAACAAUUAGUCGUUUAAGACCUCCAGCAAAAAUGACACGUUCAUUUACACUUCCAUCAUCAAUGGAUAAUCAAAUUCAACCAACUCAAAUAAAAACUUCUCAAACAUCUGCUCAUUUACCAGAUAUUAUUCCAAAUUCGCCAAUUUCUAUUCAAUCGAUACCAAAAAUCGAGACAAUUAAGGAAUCAAUAGUUUCUGAUGAUCAUGACAUUAUCAAACCAACAUCAGAAACAAAGACAUUAAUUGAACCUCCAUCCGAAAUAAAGACAUCAAUUGAACCUCCAUCAGUAACAAUUGAUGAACCUUUAGAAACUAUUGAAACUGAUUUCAUAGAUAGCGUAUCAUUAAUUUUACAACAACUUCAACAAGAACAGAAAAUUUUUUCUAUUCCAUUAUGUACUUCAAUAACAAAUAGUGAAGAAGGUGCAAUUUAUUAUGAUGAUGAUGAUGAUGAUGAUGAAAUCGAUGAAUUAGAUAAUGAAAGUAUUGCUGAUUCAGUUAUGAGUGAACAAAAACAAUCUAUUCAUCGUUUAUCUUCUACAAUUGAUUCAACAAAAUCUAUUCAAACAGAUUUAUCAUUUGAUAUAAAUGAUAAUAUAACAUUUAUUAAAAAUAAUCUAUCAAAUUCAAAUAAACCAUCAAUUAAUUCAACCAGAUCAAUCAAUAAAUCUAAAAUAAAUCCACAAGAUAAUAAAGUUAAUAUUAAUAUGAAAAGACCAAGUAUACCAACUUCUGUUCCAGAAGUCAAAAAAAGUUUCGAACGAAAAUCAUCUGUACCAUUAGCAAAUAGUCUAAGUUCUUUGUCAAAGUCACCAUUAAUGUCAUCAAGACAAAGACUUGUAUCCACGAAUCUAUUAAAAUCAGCAACUUUAUCAGGAUCACAAUCGAAACUUAAUCAAUUAUAUUCGCGAUCAAAUUCCCUUGCUAGUAGUCAAUCCGAUUUAACAUCAAAUCAACCAAAUAAAUCGAAAAUUCCAUCAAAAUCAACACCAAAGAAAAUUCAAGGAAAAUCUCCUUCGGUUGAUCUUAGUUUAGACAAAAAAUCUAAUAAUUCUCGUCAUAGUCUUGAUUCAAGUGAUAAUAAAUUAAUUAUACAAAAAAUUAUUUGUCAAUCAUCUGAAGUUACUAAUCAACGUUUAAAAAAUCAAUAUCAACAAUUACUUAAUCAUUUUGACCUUAUGCAUAUUUUAAGUCAAUAUUACAUAACAGAAAAUGAACAAAUCAAACAGCAAUAUGAAUUAAAAUUAUCGAAAAUUCGAAUAGCAUAUAAUCAAUUAAAAAUUUCUAUCGAACAAUUACAAUCAUCUUUUAAAAAUGAAUUAGCUAUAUUAAAUGAACAACAUCAAAAUCAAAUUAAUAUAAUGAAAGAAACUUCGAAGGAAAAAUUUAUUGAAUAUCAACAACAAAUUGAUAAAUUAUUAAAUGAAAAAAUUAAAUUAGAAAGUCAUUGUACAUCAUUACAAGAACAAGUUGAUAGAUUUAUGGAAGAAAUGGCAAAUAGUGAACAUGCUGAUCCAUUAUUACGUCGUGUUGAAAUACUUGAAAAAGAUAGAACAAGUUUACAAACAGCACUUGAAAUAAAAAAUCAAGAACUUACACAAUUACGAACUAAAUUUAAUGAACAAGUAUUUCAACGUGAAGAUCAAUUAGCAUUACAAAAACGAAUUGAUAUGGUUGAAAAUCGAAAUCAAGACCUAGUCUGUCUUCUUCGAGGUUGGCAAUUAAAUGAAAAAGCCGUUGUUGUUGAACGUGAUCAAUUAAAAGAACAAUUAGCACAAUUAGAACGAGAUAAACAACAAUUAACAUUUGAAAAUGAAACUUUAAUUUAUAGUCUUCGUCAACGUUCUUCAUCAAUAUCAUUCACACAAACAUCAAAAUCGAACAUUAAUUCUUAUUCUAUACAAAAGCUACGCAAUCGAGCACAUAGUUUUUCAUCAAUAAUUACAACAAAUACUCGUCAAAAUAGGCAUCUUACACGCUCAUUAUCAUUGAACUGUAUUUUAAAUCGGUGA